AUGGAAGACAGCGCCGUCAACCUCUCCACCCUGGGUGCGCUGGUGUGGCUUGGAGGGAGUCGACCACGCAUCAACGCCGAGGAGGUCAGGAACGCCAUCGCCACCAAAUUCGUCAUCAACCGCAACUUCAUCAAGGUGGUGCCGCACUAUCCAGAGGAUUUCUUCGUCCUCUUCUCCCACCAGCACCACCGCGACCUAGUCACCGCCUCGCCGGGCCGCUUCAACCACGGCGGGCUGGACUUCCACACCGCCAAAUGGAGGCCGGAGGCACACGCUGAUCUGGUGGAGGCGUACUACCAUGUUCACCUGUGCAUUGAAAAUCUGCCGCUCAACGCAUGGUGCAACGAGGUGGCAACCCAAGUGCUCGGCCCCGACACUUUCCUGCACUACUUCGACAUCGCCACAGUCAAGAGAGAUGACGCCUCCUCCCUCGACCUUUGGGCAUGGUCUGCCAACCCCUCCGCCAUCCCCAAGGUUCUCCGGCUGACGGUCACUAACAACCAGCCGGCGGGCUACAGCAACGGCCCAAGCGCUGCCGUUGGCCGGCGUGGGCUCAAGCGGCGCGUCCUGGUUCACCUCAACCUGGUUGAGGAUUUCACCCCCGACGCCAAUGGCAACAUCCCCCGCCGGCCUCGUUCCUUGCAUCCGUUCACCUUUCGCUAUGGGGUCAUCGAUGGUGAAUCCAGGAUGCGGGACAGAAUGGAGGUAGCUGGGAGACGUCACGACAGCCACGACCGCGACCACGACAGGGAUCGCGACCACGACCGCGACAGAAGAGACGACGACCGUGACCGUGGCCGCCGUGGGCGCGACGAGCGCCCUUCCUCCUGGCAAGAGCGCUUCUUCCGGAGCAGGUCUCGCGCCCCUGAGCGUCGCCAUGACGAUGGGCGCCGAGACAGCAGAGAGGACCGCCGGGACGACCGUAGCUGUCAAGGGCGACGUCGCCGUCACGAGGCCCCCGACGCGCGCUCCAUCGACAACAAGCUGGUCCAGCGCCUCUCGGACGGCGCCGUCAUCCCAGCCUCUGGUAGACGCGGCCGUCGCCGCCCUGCGGACUGCCCGACACGCCCUGGGCGCUCUGGGGGGGAGGCUGCUAGCCCGGUCAACGAAGACACCCGUGGCCGCUCGCCCCCUUCCUCGCCACGCUCGACCUCCUGUGAUGUGAUUCAGCUCACCUCCGUGCCAGGCCAGGUCUCUUGGCUGCGGUGGAUCGCUCCCUGUUUCGACACCAAGCAACGACAGGCAGCUGUGUGCCCUGCUCUGGCGACGCCAACACCUCCCCGUACCACGACCCUGGACAUCAUCGAGAUCAUCCCGUCCUCUCCUGUAGUGCAAGACAGUGGAGCUGCUGCUCCAUCUCCUUCCUCCGAAGCUGAGGCUGAGCCGGUCACCCCGAUCUUUGUCCCGGCUGUCAGCCCGGUUGCUGGCAAUGCGGGGACACCGCCGUGCUCUCCCCUAUUUGUCGCCUGCCAGCCAUCCCUGCUCGCUGCACCAAGCUCGCCCUCCCCAAGGCCAAGACCACCGACAAGGAGAAGGAAGACGCUGGCUGGAGUCGUAGGCUUCAACCUUACUCGCUCCAGCCCUCGUCUCCAAGCCAAGGGGAGAAAGAUGCCGAUUGCGAAGAUGGCGGAGAAGCUGCUAUGCCAGCGCAUGGGCGUCGUGGAUGAAGGCCAACAAGUCACAGAUGAAGCCAUUGACAAAUUUGUGGCCAUGUUCCAAGGGCAACUCCCUGACAUCACAGUGGCAGCUCUCCGGGCGUUGUUCAACCUCGACUGUGACUUGGCGCAAGCCGUCGAGGAUGCCCUGGUGGCUCAUGGUGGUGAGGCGGGUCCGGAGCUGCAGGCGGUGAUGGGGGACGCGUCCGGCUCGGCGGAGUGA
Triticum turgidum subsp. durum (durum wheat) is the source of this 1878-nucleotide messenger RNA. Lineage: Eukaryota; Viridiplantae; Streptophyta; Magnoliopsida; Poales; Poaceae. The record is from the annotation of a GenBank genome assembly.